AUGUCCUCUUAUUUAGUAGAGGGGAUACCCAAUCCAUUGAGAUGCUCCUUGCAGCUUUCAAAAAAUUUCUCUGAUUCUACGGGGCUCAUUGUUAAUCCUAAGAAGUGCAAGGCUUUCUAUGGAGGUAUGGAUCCUGACACAAAGCUGAAGGUGUUGCAGAUUAUUGGCUAUGUUAAGGGCCAACUACCUAUCAGGUAUUUAGGCCUUCCUUUGGCCAGCAAAAAGCUGAGUGUGAGUCAUUAUUUGCCCUUGAUUGAUAGGAUUAUGAGUAGGAUCAGGCACUGGUCAGCUAAUCUUCUUAGCAUAGCUGGCGGAAUUCAACUGGUUAAGAGUAUUGUUGUAGCCACUGCUCAAUACUGGAUGUCUAGUCUUUCCCAACCCGAUAGUGUCAUCAAGAAGCUGGAUACUCUAUGCAGGUCAUUCAUCUGGUCAGGAAAAUCCACUCCUAGCAAAAAAAAGUCAUGUGGCUUGGAAGAAAGUUUGUAG
Messenger RNA from Vicia villosa (hairy vetch), 486 nucleotides. RefSeq lists its product as uncharacterized. NCBI's taxonomy places the organism in Eukaryota, Viridiplantae, Streptophyta, Magnoliopsida, Fabales, Fabaceae. The transcript has a single exon. Bases 1 to 486 code for a protein of 161 amino acids. The record is from RefSeq and is a predicted model, not a curated record.